Phaeoacremonium minimum UCRPA7 is the source of this 1059-nucleotide messenger RNA. RefSeq names its product putative mitochondrial nuclease protein. The transcript has a single exon. Gene Ontology annotation, cellular component: nucleus; mitochondrial inner membrane. Bases 1 to 1059 code for a protein of 352 amino acids. Gene Ontology annotation, molecular function: nucleic acid binding; RNA endonuclease activity; single-stranded DNA endonuclease activity. Lineage: Eukaryota; Fungi; Ascomycota; Sordariomycetes; Togniniales; Togniniaceae. Gene Ontology annotation, biological process: apoptotic DNA fragmentation. The record is from RefSeq and is a predicted model, not a curated record.
AUGUCAAAAGCUACCUUCGCAAUCAUCGCAGUCGCCGGCGCUGGAGCAGGCGCCGUUGCUACUGCAGCCAUGUACAAUCUGCGAUCGUCCGAGACGAAGAAGACAGCCGAGACUACAAAGACUAUCACAACUACCACAACAACCAGCAUAUCCUCCGCACAAGCACCUGUUCCCGCGAGCCAGGUCUUUGGGCCUCCCGUGCCCGCAGCCAGCACUACGACUGCGACUGCCUUGGGCCAGGCACCCGUCAACCCGGCAGGACUAUUCGAGUAUGGCUUCCCCGGUCCAGUAGCCGACGUUGCAAGUCGAUCAGCUCUGAUAUCCUCUUACGACCGGCGUCUGCGCAACCCGCACUGGGUAGUCGAGCACAUUACACCCCAGUCACUAGCCCUACGCGAUGGUGACCGGAAGCACAGCGUCUUCGUGGAGGACGGCGCCGUACCAGACAAGUACCGGGCGAAGCUGAAGGACUACUUCCGGUCGGGCUACGACCGGGGCCACCAGGUGCCCGCGGCGGACGCGCGCUGGAGCCAGGCGGCGAUGGACGAGACGUUCUUCCUGAGCAACAUGUGCCCGCAGGUGGGCGAGGGCUUCAACCGGGACUACUGGGCGCACUUUGAGGACUUCUGCCGGCGGCUGACGCAGCGGUACCCGUCGGUGCGCGUCGUCACCGGGCCCCUGUACCUGCCGCGCCGCGACCCGGCCGACGGCAAGUGGCGCGUCACCUACGAGAUGAUCGGCAACCCGCCCAACGUCGCCGUGCCCACCCACUUCUACAAGGUCAUCUUCGCCGAGGACGGCCUCGUCGGCGGCAACGUCGCCCUCGGCGCCUUCGUCCUGCCCAACGCCCCCAUCCCCAACGAGAAGCCCCUCACCGACUUCGAGGUCCCCGUCGAGGCCGUCGAGCGCGCCUCCGGCCUCGAGUUCGCCACCAAGCUGCCCGUCCAGCGCCGCAAGCGCCUCUGCGCCGACACGUCGUGCGCCAUCGUCGUGCGCGAGUACGCCGAGCGGCAGAAGGCGUUUGCGAAGCCCCAGUCGAGGAGUCCAAGCCCGGCGUAG